Messenger RNA from Paramisgurnus dabryanus, 3188 nucleotides. It is a transcript of the gene mcm10, whose product is annotated as minichromosome maintenance 10 replication initiation factor. Gene Ontology annotation, molecular function: single-stranded DNA binding; DNA replication origin binding. NCBI's taxonomy places the organism in Eukaryota, Metazoa, Chordata, Actinopteri, Cypriniformes, Cobitidae. Gene Ontology annotation, cellular component: nuclear replication fork; nucleus. Gene Ontology annotation, biological process: DNA replication initiation; DNA replication. The record is from RefSeq and is a predicted model, not a curated record.
UUAUUGAAUUUACUUUAUUCCCUUUAAAUCUACUUUCUUUAAUAUACGCUCUUUGGUUGUCUCUUUUGGACAGGCAAAGUCACGCGCACGGCUCCCGGAAGCGUGACGCAAUUUCGGGGUCCUGAAUAUUAAAAAUUUUUCGCGCCAACGUUGAAACAGCGGCAGGCGGCGUUUGGACAAACACAGGGGCAUUUAAUAGACUCUAUUUAAAUAUAAAACACACAAAAAAGGUUGAAAUCGAGAUGUCAGAGGAGGAGAAUCUGGAUCUGUUGCUGUCUUUAUUUGCGGAGAGUGAGGGCCAGGGGCCGCAGACGGCAACUCCUGAAGAGGAUAUUGAAAAUUUGGAUGACCUCUUUGAUGGGGAGGAUGAAGAUGAGGGUCAUUAUGAGGAUCCAGAGGAGGAAGAAGAAGAAGUGGCACCUGUAAAGUCCAGUUCACCUGGAGGGAGCAAUGACUUGAAUAAGUCACAGGAAGAUCUUGAGGCUAAACUGAAGAUGAUGCAGCAGAAGAUGCAGAAACUUCAGCAGCAGCUGAAGGCCUCACAGAGAUCUGCACAGCCUGAAAACAAACCCAAAACAAUAACACCACCCCACAAAGACCGACCAACAUGUCUUUCUAAAAUCACCCCAAAAACACCCUCCCCACCAUCAUCAUCAUCAUCAUCAUCAUCAGAUGCCACAGCCAAACUGAAAAGUAAACCUAGGUCGGCGCACCUGCCCAAAGCAGCAUGUCCAGAAAAACAAAGUCCUAUUGAUCAGAGCAUGAGUAGCUCUCAGCCAAUGAGAGAAAACACAAAGGUAAAUGCUACCCUGAAAUCUCCUCCUCCUCUCAAGCGUUCUCCUACUGUCCGUCAGGCCACACCCCGUCCAUCUGUCAGUCAAGAUGUUGCCGUGGAGAAGUUCUCGGGUCUAAGACUCCGGAAACCGCGUCUGUCUUCCAUAGACCUCGAGCAAAAAAUGGCCAACCGCAAAUUGAUCAAACUCUCACAGCUGCCUGACCGACUCGCUAGGGAGAAUUUAGAGGACAGUGACUGGGUCACUUUCGCAGUAGUGAUUAAUAAAAUCACCCCCCAGAGCAAAAACAACGGGAAAACAUUCAGCAUCUGGAAGCUAAAUGACCUUCAUAACCUGGAAGUGAAUGUGUCGCUCUUCCUGUUUGGGAGCGUUCACACAGAUCUUUGGAAGACUGACACUGGAACAGUGAUCGGCAUCCUUAAUCCUAAUCCAAUGAAGAACAAAGAUGGUUCUAAUGAGCUCUGUUUGACAGUAGAUCACCCACAGAAGGUCCUUAUGAUGGGGGAAGCAAUGGAUUUUGGCACCUGCAAGGCAAAAAAAAAGAAUGGAGAUUCUUGUACCCAGCUUGUCAACUUGUAUGAAUGCCAGUACUGCCAGUACCACGUCAAAGCCCAGUACAAGAAAAUGAGCGCAAAGCGGUCCGAGCUUCAGUCCAGCUUCACAGGCCCCGCCCCUGGCAAAGGAAGAGGGCGGGGCAGUUUAAGAGAGCGUCUGUGCCAGUCUGACUUUCACUAUGGAGGCAUGUCUUCACUCGCCUGUGCACCCUCAACCUCUGCCCCACAGCCAAAGAAACAACCCACUAUUCAGUCUGUUUUGGCAUCUAUCCCAACAAAGAAACUUGCUCUGAAUUCAGGAGAGGUUUCUGGCUGUUCGGAUGACUUCAAGGGCCUGAUUUCUAUGCCGACACCAGGAGCACUUAAUAUUAAGAAACAUUUAGGACAAGCAAAGAGUACAGCUGCGACAGGGUCUUCAAUUCUGUCCAUCUCUGCAUCUGACCUUCUGAAACAGCAGAAAGCACAACAUCAGGAGAGACUACAGGCUCGUACGAAGAGGGCAGAAGAGAUACAGAAGAGAGUGCUCCAAAACAGUAGGGGGCCUGUUGUACCCUCACAGACUGCUGUAAGCAGGGGUCCCCUUCUAUCCCCUAAAGCAGCUUCUGAGGUUCCUAAAAGAUCCACUGACCCAGUGUGCCAACUCUCAGCACCUCCUGUGCCCACGCUGGGGCGUGGCUUCUCAGAGGGUGAAGACAUCCUCCUCGAUCUGUCUCCGCCACCUUCAAAAAGCCUAUCUGCUGCAAAGAUGGCAGCAUUGAGGAAGCUUCAAGCUAAAGGUUCGGUCAUCGUUAAAGAUGACCCGAAUGCUGUUAAGCGCAAACGUGCCAACAGCGACCACAUUGCAGAGAGAGUGGCACGAAAUGCGUCAUCACCUAAAGAUGAAAAUGUACCUGGUGAGGAGGAGGAGCCAGCUCAGAAAAAGAGACGGGAACAGUUGGAAUACAUCCAAUCAGAAGAAUUCCAGCGCAUUCUCAACGGCAAGUCCUCAAACUCGUGGAUGAUGGGAGAGAUUGAAGAGAAGGCCAUGCAAGAGUAUUUUGAGCCUCUGGUGCAAAAGGAGAAGAUGGAGGAGAAGAUGAAGAGUAUCAGAGAGAUGAAGUGCAGAGCUGUCACAUGCAAAAACUGUAAAUACACCCACUUUAAACCAGCGGACCGUUGCGUAGAGGAGAAACACGACUACCACUGGCACGACGCCGUCAAGCGUUUCUUUAAAUGCCCAUGUGGGCAGAGAAAGAUCUGCCUGGCACGAAUGCCUCACGGAGCCUGCAGCCACUGCGGUCUCUUUAAGUGGGAGAGGGACAGUAUGUUAAAGGAGAGAAAAGGACCCAAAAUCGGAGGGGAGUUACUGUUGACACGUGGAGAGGAACAGCCCAAAUUCCUCAACAGUCUAAAGUAGAGGCGGUUUCACUUCCUGCCGCCUAAUCCACACAUCUGAGAAGACACUUAUGCAGAUGUAUCCAUCAGUGUUGGAUUAAAACAAAACCAAGAGCCCCAUAAUGUUUCUUUUACUGAACUGAUGUGUCUCCUGUCUGUGUGUUUUAAUUCUUUUUAUAUGUAAAUUAUGUAUUUUUUCAGUUUUAAUUAUUGUAUAUUAACUAUGCCAAUAUCAACGGGCACUCCUGUAUUAAACAAUAUUAAAUGAAAGUCCAUGUUUUAUUGUAUGCUUUAUGCUAUUAUUUUAAAAAUCAGUUGGGUGUUGCGCUUGCUCAGUACUGUUUGUCUUACUGUAUGAAGGAGUAUUUUUAAAGCUUGUGUCUGUAAAGAUAAUGUGUGGCAUAAACUCAUCCUCCUGUCAGUCAGAUGAUCAUAAGAUUGUUGUAAAGGCACCAGGGGCUCUGAA